AACUUUAACCAGAGCACUGGGGUAAAAGACCAGGCAGAGCUCCGCAAGCCCAGGCACUCUGAGGAGGGUUCUCACUGCAUCAGGAAGACCAUGACGUGCUGUGAAGGGUGGACAUCCUGCAAUGGCUUCAGCCUGCUGAUUCUGGUCGUGUUAGGAGUGGUCAUCAACUGUAUACCUCUGGGUAUCAGCUUAGUGGAGGGAGACUCAGCUUCUCAGAACCCCAUCUCUUGCUAUGAAUGGUGGUUCCCAGGAAUUAUAGGAGCAGGCCUGAUGGUCAUCCCGGCAACAACAAUGUCCUUGGCAGCGAGAAAAAGAGCAUGCUGUAAUAACAAGAGCGGGAUGUUUCUUUCAUCGCUCCUGAGUGUGAUCACCAUCGUUGGUGCUGUGUAUUGCAUGUUGGUUUCACUCCAGGCUCUCAUGGAAGGUCCUCUCAUUUGUAACACACAAGCCAACAGUACUGUUAGUUGUCAAUUCUCAUUGAGAAACUUGAGUAACUUUGAUCCUGAAUCCUUCAACUUGCUAUGGUUCUUCAAUGACACUUGUGUUUCUCCCACCGGGUUAAAGACCACCACCAUCAAUGACCUUGGGAAUAACUGGAGACCACCCAACUCCGGCUCUGAAGAAGACAGACACAGGAUUUUCCACUUCUCAGUAUUCCUGAGUCUCCUGCUCGUUGGAAUCCUCGAGCUCCUGUUUGGGCUCAGUCAGAUACUCAUUGGUUUCCUUGGCUGUCUGUGUGGUGUCUCUAGGCGAAGGAAUCAAGUUGUAUAGUAGAAAGGGUAAUAAACUAGUAUCAGUACUUUGAAUAAUUUGAAAA
Psammomys obesus (fat sand rat) is the source of this 817-nucleotide messenger RNA. It is a transcript of the gene Tm4sf20, whose product is annotated as transmembrane 4 L six family member 20. The transcript has 4 exons. The record is from RefSeq and is a predicted model, not a curated record. Gene Ontology annotation, cellular component: membrane. Bases 91 to 771 code for a protein of 226 amino acids. NCBI's taxonomy places the organism in Eukaryota, Metazoa, Chordata, Mammalia, Rodentia, Muridae.